AUGUCCGCACCCUCUCCAGCACCCUCUCCAGCACCCUCGGCUCAGCCGCGGCGUUCGGCUCUGAAGAACGACAAUGAUGGUGAGGGUUCCAAAACCCCGCCCUUGAGCGCACUGGCCAAAGCCGUUCAGAUUGCUGAACCUGAGUCGUCGCCUCACGAUGAGGCCUCAAUCAAGAAGCAGUUUCCUGCAGGCGUUGGCAGGAGGCUGAGUGGACGCCCUGGCCUGUCUGCCACGCCGUCUAGGUCCUCGACUCUCAGCCAGACUCCCAGCAUCGAUGUUGCCGGCGAAACCGAGCUCACUGCUUCUCCGGCACCCAUUGAAGAACCUCAAAACAGUGGCGUCGCCUCCUACCACCGCCAUAGAAUUGAUCGCGUGAGUGAGAAGUUGGUAGCUCAGGUAGCUGAAUGGCUCCACCGAGAGAAAGCCAAGAAAGAGUCUAGAAAGAGUCGGAAGCAUUCUUCGCGCCGCAAGUCACCUCCAGAGACGCCUGAAGCCGGUCGUCCUCGUGCCGAUUCUCUCGAGUCUGAUUCGAGUGAAGUGUCUCUUGAUCGACUUCAGAGGAUUCUCGACGACAGCAUGUCGGCUUUGGGGCUGGGGUCUGUUCCUCACCUAGGACCUCGUCUAAGCAAGAAGCACCGGAAGAGGUCUAGUAGGAGCCUCAGAGGUGCGGCAUCAUCGGACACGGAAUUUUUCGAUGGUGAUGUUGUGGUUCCCAGCUGUGAUGCAGCCCUCGACAACUCCAAGACCAUGAGCUACACUGGAGGCAAGGCGGCCGACGACAACGCUUCUAUCUCUAGCCGCAGGGAGGAUAAAGAGAAGCAAGCCUGGACUGUGUUCAAGAAUGAAAUCAUUCGUUUGGCACACACGCUGAGGCUCAAAGGGUGGAGGAGGGUGCCCCUUGACAGCGGAGAGCAGAUCUCAGUUGAACGUCUCAGCGGCGCAUUGACAAACGCUGUGUAUGUGGUCUCGCCGCCCCCUGAAUCGGCACUGCUUCCCGCCGAGGGCAAGAAGACGCCGGGCAAGGUGCUGCUAAGAAUCUAUGGUCCCCAGGUGGAGCACCUCAUCGACCGUGACAACGAGCUGAGCGUGCUUAGAAGGCUGGCCAGAAAGAAGAUUGGCCCUCGCCUGCUUGGCACUUUUUUGAACGGUCGGUUUGAGCAAUACCUCAACGCUGCUGCGCUCACUUCGCAAAGCAUGCGGGAGCCGGAUACCUCCAGACAGAUUGCUAAGCGCAUGAGGGAGCUUCAUGACGGCGUGGAGCUGUUGGAGGAAGAGAAGGCUCUUGGCCCCAGUGUUUGGAGAAACUGGGACAAGUGGCUUGCCCAAGUCGAGAAGACUGUUUUGUUCCUUGACAAGCAAUACAAUGACGGGCCAAACGACCUGUCUCGUGGUCCUAGCGACAGCUGGAAGAAGAAGGGUUAUGUCUGCGGAGUGGAAUGGCCGGCCUUCAAGGAGCUGGUCCGAAAGUAUCGCGAGUUUCUUGAUGGCCAGUAUGGCGACCCGAAGAAGAUCAGAGAGAAGCUUCUACUGAUGUUUGGUGCGCAGACUCAAUACGGCAAUAUUCUCCGCGUCCGUCCGGACGAUCAGAAAUCACCCCUUCUUCAGCCCGCCAACGAGCACAAGCAAUUGGUUGUUAUUGAUUUUGAGUAUGCCGGUGCCAACAUUCCAGGACUUGAGUUUGCCAACCAUUUCUCCGAAUGGACAUACGACUAUCAUGACGCGCGGUACCCUCAUGUUUGCAACACCGCCAAGUAUCCUAACGUUGACCAGCAGCGCCGGUUUAUCAGGGCCUAUGUCGAUCAUAGGCCUAGGUUCCCGUAUAUUGACUCUGCCAAAAGCACGCCCGCCACGACACCCACAGGGACCGGACCAGGAACUUCUAUUCACACGGCGGGAUCUACAACCUCUAUUGCUGACUUUAUGCUGGAUGCCCGCGUCCCAGCCGGUGGGUGGAAGGAGGAGGAGAGAAAGAGGGAAGCGGCGACGGAGAAGCGAGUCAAGGAGCUGAUGGAGGAGACCAAACUCUGGCGCACAGCCAACAGCGCCCAGUGGGUUGCGUGGGGUCUUGUCCAGGCUAAGAUUCCUGGUUUGAAGGUUUCCUCGGAUGGCGAGGCGGAAGAUGUGACUCCAACCGAGGAGGAGACUGAAGAGGAUGCCGAUGCGUUUGAUUAUCUUGGAUAUACACAGUCGAGAGCCUACUUUUUCCUGGGUGAUUGUGUUCAACUUGGUUUGAUCAAGUUGGAGAAUCUUCCCGAGGAGACUAGGGGACGGGUGAAGAUUGUUGAGGUUUGA
Molecule: messenger RNA, 2292 nt
Organism: Podospora pseudopauciseta
Lineage: Eukaryota; Fungi; Ascomycota; Sordariomycetes; Sordariales; Podosporaceae
Exons: 3
Coding region: 1-2292 (763 amino acids)
Biological process (GO): phosphatidylethanolamine biosynthetic process; phosphatidylcholine biosynthetic process
Cellular component (GO): cytoplasm
Molecular function (GO): ethanolamine kinase activity; choline kinase activity
Source: RefSeq, a predicted model, not a curated record